CGAACCAUUCAUCGUCCUUGUUUCUAGACAUAACAUACCAAGAACGUAAAGAAAAACAGCCUCUCUCUCUCUCUCUCUCUCUCUCUCUUGUCCUCAAUCCAUGGCUGCUGUUCUGAUUCACGGCUUCUUCCUCCUCCUCCUCAUCCUCAUGUGUUUCUCGAUCUCCCCUUCAUUGCAACACAUAAGCGAGGCCGAACCGCUCGUGCGGUUCAAGAACUCGGUGAAGAUAACCAAAGGGGAUCUAAAUUCAUGGAGAUUAGGAACAGAUCCUUGCAGUGGGAAAUGGUUCGGGAUCUAUUGCCAAAAGGGUCUCACAGUCUCAGGCAUUCACGUCACGCGGCUCGGUCUCUCGGGAACCAUCAGCGUCGAUGAUCUAAAGGCUCUCGCAAAUCUAAAAACCGUCAGGCUAGACAACAACCUCCUCUCAGGUCCUCUCCCUCAUUUCUUCAAACUCCGAGGCCUCAAAUCCAUCAUGCUCUCCAACAACACCUUCUCCGGAGAGAUCCCUGACGAUUUCUUUAAAGACAUGUCAAAGCUCAAGAGGCUGUUUCUUGAUCAUAACCAAUUCGUUGGGAAGAUCCCUUCCUCCAUUAUGCAGCUCCCUCAUUUAGAGGAGCUUCACCUUCAAGACAAUAAGUUUUCAGGAGAGAUACCUCCGUUGAUCGAGACCAACAAGAACCUGAAAAGCCUCGACCUCUCGAACAACCAGCUCGAAGGAGAGGUCCCGGCGGGUCUCUCGGAUAGGAAAAAUCUUGUCAUGAAACUGGAAGGGAACGAAGGCUUGUGCGGCAAGGCAGUGAACGUUGGAUGUGAGGCUAUUGACCCAAAAGAAACCGGCGAUGGUAUUCCCCCGACCUCCGAGGGAACAGAUAAUUCCAACAGGACCACGAUAAACGCGGUCCUGUUGGUCAUCUCGUUUCUCAUGAUGUGUUGUAUUGUUGUUGGAUUUAUAAAAAAGCGAAACAAGAAGCAAAAUGCCGGUUUUCGCAAGCUCGACAAAGAGCGUCCGAGCGAUGUCGUGGAGGUCAAGGUACCCGAAUCCACGACGGUUAAAAGGUCUACUGAAUCAAGCAAGAAGCGCGGUGGAAACCCCGAAGGCGGUUCUACCAAAAAAGGCUCGUCUCAUGGGAAAGGUGGUGGAGGAAGAGGAGGAGGCGGAGGUAUGGGUGAUAUCAUAAUGGUGAACACGGACAAGGGCUCGUUUGGUUUGCCUGAUCUGAUGAAGGCUGCUGCUGAGGUGCUAGGAAACGGUAGUCUUGGAUCAGCUUACAAGGCGGUGAUGGCCAAUGGAUUAGCAGUUGUGGUGAAGAGGAUUAGGGAUAUGAAUAAACUCGCAAGUGAGGCUUUUGAUGUAGAGAUGAGACGGUUGGGGAAAAUCCGACACCCUAACGUUCUUACCCCUUUAGCCUAUCAUUACCGUCAAGAAGAGAAGCUUGUCGUCUCUGAGUAUAUGCCUAAGAGCAGCUUACUUUACGUUUUACACGGUGACCGUGGGAUACAACAUUCCGAGCUAACUUGGGCGACAAGACUGAAGAUAAUCCAAGGAGUGGCACAUGGUAUGCAGUUCUUGCACGAGGAGUUUGCUUCCUACGAGCUCCCACACGGUAACCUAAAAUCCAGCAAUAUUCUCCUCAGCGAGACCUACGAGCCAUUGAUCAGUGACUACGCAUUCUUACCGUUUCUCCAGCCAAGCAACGCACAAGCAAUGUUCGCUUACAAAACUCCAGAGUUUGCGCAGAACCAACAGGUUUCUCAUAAAUCAGACGUCUACUGCCUUGGAAUCAUAGUUCUAGAGAUCUUGACAGGGAAGUUUCCUUCUCAAUACUUAAACACCGGUAAAGGCGGGAUUGAUAUCGUUGAAUGGGUUCAAUCUUCUAUUGCGGAGCACAAAGAAGAAGAACUUAUCGAUCCGGAGAUAGGAAAUAAUGCUGAUUCCGUGCAGCAGAUGCUGGAGUUGCUGCGGACUGGGGCUGCUUGUAUCGCAAGUAAUCCAGAUGAAAGACCUGACAUGAGGGAAACUGUUAGAAGAAUAGAACAAGUGAAAAAAUGAUGGUUGAGAUGCUUAGAAUGCAAACGUGGUCGGGACAGUUAGAUAUAAUACUAACGUGCAAGCAACCAGAAAAAAAUAAUUUGGGUGUGUAAAUAGGAAAUACGAUUUUCCUUUGCAGAUUGAAUUGUUCUUCAAAUCUCGGCAAAAACAUAUAUACAUACAUAUAUACUUUUAUGUUCCUUGUUCCAUAAGUAAACAACAAUUGUUCAUUAGCAUGACAUAUGUUUAUUAGAUUUUCUCUUUUCUUCUUCUAGUUUUCUCUUAUCGAAAAACGUUAUGUAAAACAUUUCAGCACUCAGAGCAUUUUCACUGUAAAUUGUUCAAGAACAUAUCCGAACUAACACCAAAACGUGGGCAAGAAAAAUCUUAAAAUCUGUGUUGUGGUAGUUUUCUUAAUUUAUG
Molecule: messenger RNA, 2452 nt
Organism: Brassica oleracea var. oleracea
Lineage: Eukaryota; Viridiplantae; Streptophyta; Magnoliopsida; Brassicales; Brassicaceae
Product: probable pollen receptor-like kinase 6
Exons: 2
Coding region: 101-2050 (649 amino acids)
Biological process (GO): protein phosphorylation
Molecular function (GO): protein binding; protein kinase activity; ATP binding
Source: RefSeq, a predicted model, not a curated record